AUGUUCGGCUGGUUCAAGUCUUCCGAGUCCAAGCCUACCCAGGAGGCUACCUGGGAUGCGGCCACCAUGACCAUGCGCCAGCCCUCCAACACCGAGGAGAUGGCUGCCAACCAGGUUGUUUCUCAGCAGCCCAACCCUGAGUCCAUGAAGAUGGAGCUGCGCGGCGGUGGUGAGGGUGGUGAUAUCUGCUGUGGAGUUUGCGCCGGUCUCGCCUGCUUCGAGUGCUGCGAGUGCUGCUGCUAA
Molecule: messenger RNA, 243 nt
Organism: Penicillium nucicola
Lineage: Eukaryota; Fungi; Ascomycota; Eurotiomycetes; Eurotiales; Aspergillaceae
Exons: 3
Coding region: 1-243 (80 amino acids)
Source: RefSeq, a predicted model, not a curated record